Messenger RNA from Capsicum annuum, 4872 nucleotides. RefSeq names its product DNA polymerase epsilon catalytic subunit A. Gene Ontology annotation, cellular component: epsilon DNA polymerase complex; nucleus. Gene Ontology annotation, biological process: DNA replication proofreading; DNA replication; nucleotide-excision repair, DNA gap filling. NCBI's taxonomy places the organism in Eukaryota, Viridiplantae, Streptophyta, Magnoliopsida, Solanales, Solanaceae. Gene Ontology annotation, molecular function: nucleotide binding; DNA-directed DNA polymerase activity; single-stranded DNA 3'-5' DNA exonuclease activity. The record is from RefSeq and is a predicted model, not a curated record.
GUUUCAGAUGAGAUAUGCACUGCAUGUGAUUUUAAUCGUCCUGGCAAGAAGUGUCUCCGGAAGCUGGAAUGGGUUUGGCGUGGUGAAAUGUACAUGGCAAAAAGAAGUGAUUAUUACCACAUAAAGAGGCAACUCGAGUCUGAACUUGUUGAAGGAGGAGAUUGUCAACGAUCAAAGUCUUUUCUUGAUUUGCCUAAAGCAGAACAAGUAAAGAUCAAGGACCGUUUAAAGAAAUACUGUCAAAAGGCAUCUAAAAGAGUUCUUGAAAAGCCGGUCACAGAAGUUCGAGAAGCAGGGAUCUGCAUGCGAGAAAAUCCUUUUUAUGUUGAUACUGUUCGGAGUUUCCGAGAUAGGAGGUAUGAAUACAAAGGCCUUAAUAAAGUUUGGAAAGGUAAGCUGUCUGAAGCAGAGGCUAGUGGAAAUUCCAUGAAGAUUCAAGAAGCACAGGACUUGGUAGUUCUGCAUGAUUCAUUGCAGCUGGCUCAUAAAUGCAUUUUAAACUCCAUUUAUGGUUAUGUCAUGUGCAAGGGUGCAAGAUGGUACUCAAUGGAGAUGGCUGGAGUUGUUACAUAUACUGGUGCAAAAAUCAUUCAGAAUGCUCUAUUGUUGGUUGAAAAAAUUGUAAAACCCCUCGAGUUAGACACAGAUGGUAUUUGGUGUGCAUUACCAGGCUCUUUCCAGAAUUAUACCUUCAAGACAAAAGAUCCAAAGAAGAAGCUGACAAUCUCUUAUCCCUGUGUAAUGCUGAAUGUUGAUGUGGCAAGAAACUAUACCAAUGAUCAGUACCAGACUCUCAAGGACCCCAUCAAUAAGAUGUAUACAAUACACAGUGAAUGCUCAAUUGAGUUUGAAGUGGAUGAACCAUAUAAGGCAAUGAUUCUUCCCGCUUCCAAGGAAGAAGGUAUUCUAAUUAAGAAGUGCUAUGCAGUUUUCAAUGAUGAUGGUACGCUUGCCGAACUUAAAGGUUUUGAGAUUAAACGUAGAGGUGAGCUAAAGCUCAUCAAAGUUUUCCAGGCUGAACUUUUUGACAAGUUCCUCCACGGAUCAACCUUAGAGGAAUGUUAUUCCGCAGUUGCUUCUGUGGCUGAUCGGUGGCUUGACCUGCAUGAUAAUCAAGGCCAAGAUAUUGCAGACAGUGAGUUGCUUGGAUAUAUAUCUGAAUCAAGCACAAUGAGCAAGUCCCUAGCCGAUUAUGGUGAGCAAAAGUCAUGUGCAGUAACAACAGCUAAAAGGCUUGCUGAUUUUCUGGGGGAUGCGAUGGUUAAAGAUACAGGAUUGCUUUGUCAAUAUAUUGUUGCAUGUGAGCCAAAGGGAACCCCAGUAAGUGAACGUGCUAUUCCUGUUGCAAUAUUUGAAACUAAUGCUGAGAUCAUGAGGUUCUAUGUCAAAAAGUGGUGCAAAAUAUCAUCAGAAGAUGGAAUACGCUCCAUCAUUGAUUGGUCUUAUUACAAGCAACGGCUUAGUUCAGUAAUUCAAAAGAUUAUCACAAUUCCUGCUGCAAUGCAGAAGGUUUCAAACCCUGUCCCAAGGGUGGUUCAUCCGGAUUGGCUGCAUAAGAAGGUUCGUGAAAAAGAAGACAAAUUUCGCCAACAAAAAUUAAAUGAUAUCUUCUGUUCAGUGAAUACAGAUGACACAGUGGCCAGUAAACAUUCUAAAGAUCAGCAAAAUUGUGAAGACCUGGAAGACUUUAGACAGUGUGGUAAAUCCUCUAUAUUUGGUCCAAGGCCUGUUGUCCAUCGUCAUGGAGUCAACAAAGAACAUCCACUGAGCACUAGUGAUCAAUUGGACAGUCGACAGCAAAAUGGUCAUGCAUGCAGUCUCUCCAAGGUGUUACCUUCACAAGAAAUUGCUGCUGUGGAAGAUAUUGACAGGAAUGUAGAUUAUAAUGGAUGGCUACAGCAGAAAAAGAGAAAAUGGAAAGAGAAUCGUGAAGAAAGGAAACACCAAAGGUUGGAUACCCCAAAGACAGUAAACCAUGCUAAUGGCAGUACUGACAUGCUUCAUAACAUGGUAAACCGUUACUUUGAGCAACAAGAAUUAGCCCUCCUCACACGAAGUCACUGGCAGAUAGUUCAGCUUGAACCAACUUCACAACAUGGCCAAUUUUUUGCAUGGGUAGUUGUAGGAGGAGUCAUGCACAACAUUUCAGUAACUACUCCCAGAGUGUUUUACCUCAACUCCAAAACUCCUAUAACAGAGGAGUUUCCUGGAAGACGUGUCAACAAAAUUCUUCCUCAUGGACGCCAUAGCUACAAUUUAAUUGAGGUCACUAUUGAUGAGCAUCAAUUCAAGUCAGACGUGGAGGGAAUAUAUGAAACAAAGGUUCCAUUAGAGUUCAGUGCUAUUCUUCAGAUGGGUUGUGUAUGUAAGGUUGAUAAAGCAACUAAGAAAAGGAAUCCACAAGAUGGUUGGAGUUUGAGUGAGCUGCAUAUGAAGACAACAACUGAGUGCUCGUAUUUGGAUCAAUCAAUAGCUUUCUUUUAUUUAUAUCAUAGUGUGUCGGAUGUACGAGCCAUUUACGUGGGACAUUUUCCUACCUCCAUGAUGAUACAUGUUGUGGUUGUUAAUCCAUUUCAAAACAGGGAAUUAUCACCACACAUUCUUGAAAGACAUUUUUAUGAAGCUUGCCAAACAUUGUCUGGGCAGAAAAUCACACAAAAAGAAGGUAUUAGUUUUAAGGUGGACUACGUCGGGUACAUCAAGGAUGCUGAGAGGAUUCUACAGAGAGCAAUUACUGAGCAUAGGCAUCAUGGACCUGCGAUUGCCAUGAUUGAGUGUCCUAAUACCCAUUUACUGAAGUCUGGCAUACGAGCUUUGGAGGAUUUUCCUUGCAUCAGUAUCCCUUGUAAUGCUCGGGAUAGCCAAUAUCAGGCACUAUGUUGGCAAAAUGUAGCAGCAAAGAUUGGAAUGCAGCGAUGUGCGACAUCUUCCCAGUGGCUAAAUGAAAGGAUCACUCUCUCAAGAUAUGCCCAUGUUCCCAUAGGGAAUUUUGAUGUUGAUUGGCUCAUGCAUACUGCAGAUAUCUUCUUUUCUAGAGCACUUCGUGAUCAGCAACAGGUCUUGUGGAUAUCUGAUAAUGGCAUCCCUGACUUAGGAGGCGUAAAUGAUGAAGUAUCAUCUUUUAUGGAUGAGGUCAAUCAACCGGUUCUUACUUACCCGGGCGCAUAUAGAAAAGUUACUGUUGAGCUGAAGAUUCAUCAUCUGUCUGUCAAUUCUCUACUGAAAAGCAACCAAGUAAAUGAAAUGGAACGAGGCACUCUGUUUGGAUUGGACCAGGACUUGAACCCUAUGACGAAUUUUACUAAUGAACAGUACUUCUCUGAUGUAACAACCUCCUGUGCACCUGCAUUUCGUGUACUCAAGCAGUUGAUUCAAAGGUGCAUUACAGAUGCAGUAACAUCAGGAAACAUAUUUGCUGAUGCCAUGCUGCAACAUUUGUAUCGAUGGCUCUGCAGAGAAUUGUUUGAGUGGAUUGAACUUGAGCCCUUGCAGUUUUGGCACUCAUUGCUUUUCAUGGAUCAGUACAAUUAUGGCGGAAUUCAAGCUAAACUUAGUGAUGGAUCUGUAGAAAACUCACAACCAGGUGAAGAAAGUGUGUGGGGUGAAUCUCAAGUAGAUAUUGUGUCAAGCUGGAACAUUGCAGAAAAUUUGCCGAAGGCAACUCAGGAUCACUUCAUUUUGAUUGUUUCGGAGUUUAUGUAUAUUCCAUGGAAAUAUGCACGAGAACAUGCUGCACUUCGAGCAUCUACUAGUGAUGGUGAUUUAUGUACACCAUCAAUCACUGCUGCACUUGCUGAAACAUUUGAUUUGCAAAUGGCAGAAGACCUAAAGAAGAAGAUCCGAACUUACUUCACUGACAAACUUCUGAAAAUUGUUUGUGCCCUUAAUCUUCAAAUGAAAGUACUGAACAACUCUCAGAAGAACCAGGAGACACCAGAUGCAAAUUCACAGCCUUAUAGCCAUGUCGAGAAGGGGGAUCCAGCUUUAGAGUUCAUUAAGCAUGUCUGUGCAGUUUUGGCCCUUGACAAGAACGUGCAGCACGAAGUUCUGAUCAUGAGGAGAAAUCUAUUAAAACUUGUUCGCGUGAGGGAAUUUGCUCCAGAGGCAGAAUUUCGUAGUCUCUCUGUAUCAUAUACCCUUCCAAAUGUCAUUUGCAGUUACUGCAAUGAUUGCCGAGACCUUGACUUGUGUCGAGACAGAGCGUUGAUUUCUCACGAAUGGCGUUGUGCUGUGCCCCAGUGUGGGCAACCUUAUGAUCGUGAAGCAAUGGAAAAUGCUCUUGUUCAAAUUGUGCGGCAGAGAGAGAAACUAUACCAUCUUCAGGAUCUGGUCUUCUUGAACAUAGCCGUAAAUCUAAAGUUUCAAUUGCUCCAAGAAUGCACUUCUUGGAUUUUGGAAGCCAGAUAACUACAAGAAUCAGAUUAGUGCACCUCAUUAUCAGUGACAAAUCGUUUGAGAACUUGAUCAUUUGCUUGCUGCUCUGCAUGUACGAGGGUGCUUCAUGGCGUCCAAAGCAAGAUUUAAUUAUUAUCAAUACAGAACUACAUCCCUAGUAUUCGAGGAGUCAGUGAAACGGGAGCUGACCGGUUUUAGAAAUUCAGCUGUCUGCAUCGGCUUUUAGUAAACGCCCUCAAGGAGUGCCACCACCGGAAAAGUGUCGGUUAUCUGUACUACUGGGAUAAAUAUUGCAUCCAGUAUACCCAUUGUGUAGUUUCCAAAUCAAACCAAACAAUUAGGAGAUCUGUUUUAACUUCUUAGUUUCCGCUUUGAGCUGAGAGUCUAUCGUAAAAGAUUGGUGUUGUACUGUGCAUUUUGACAAGAUACCACUACAUCUUUUUCUUUAAAGGAGUAAUGAAAUAUAUUUUAUCAGCA